AGGGCUGAAGAAUUAAAAGUAAUAUCUUUUGUAUAUCAAGCACCAGAAUUAUCUUUGAAUGUGAUUAGUGAGAGAGUACAUACUAAUGAACUAAGUGACUUUCAUUUGUGAACUAGAUUCCAGCUGUAUCACUGCUUAACAUGAUGGGUGACAUCAAAGCUUUAGUCCAAAUUCAGAUCAAAUGAAGAGUUGGCCACAAGCCAACACAUUAGUGACAAAGAAGCAGUGUUAUUGUGUGUCCGUGUUCUAUUCCUCAUAAAGUUCUUGUCCUCAAAUGAAGUUUAUUUCUGCUACAAGUGUAAGUGAAUGUUUGGUAGGGAACUGUAAAAGGGCACUGAUCCCAGUCCCUGUUACAGUCCAGGCUGACCAGCUGGAUGAGCCUGCUGAGGGACCUACCUCUGGGCCCUCAGGGUUGCAGUGCUGACCCCAAAGACAUGUGGACAGCCACUAGAAGAAGCAGUCAGCUCAGGAGGCACACAGCCAAUGUGCUAGUGAAGCGGGCCCUGAUUGGCUGCUGGGAGUUCUGAUAGAACCCAAAAGGGGCUACCAGCACACAUGUAGAUCCCCCAGAGAGAGGAAUGCCUGGCUUCUCCUGGGAGAGGGCAGUGCAGUCUGUGCGGAGGUACAGAACAGGGUCAACUACAAUACAAGUCGCAGACACCAGGCUGGGAGCAAGAAAAGCCAAAAGUAGGGUCAGGGCAGUGGAUGGAACACCAGGUAGGACAAUGGGACCUGGAGAAUGAACCAUCCAGGUCCUGGUGGUGACGGUGAGUAGGAAGAAGAUAAGCCUUCCUGGAGGGAGUUUGCUUUGGGUGAUUUUUCUUUUUUCUUCUUUCACUUGAGGGACUAAUUAAAUAGAUGAGCCAGCAAAUGAAGGAUGGAACAUGGCAGUGCCCUAAACCUGAUUAAUUGAUGGGAAGAACCAGUGAGAAACUCAUGAAGGGAACCCAUCCUAGAUAAGUGUAGGGAAUGGGAUAAGCCAGUGCCUGACAAACUCAUGAAUUGGUGAGGUAUAAAGUGAAGAUUAAUAGAGUAGUUGGACUCGUUAACUGAUGAUUCAAAGAGUGAUGAUAAACUCAUUUAUUGACAAAGUAUAAGUAAGAAUUGAGUGAUGAAAACUUGGUAAUUAAUGAAGUAUAAAUAAGAAUUACUUGAGUGAUGGAACUUGGUAAUCAAUGAAGUAUGGAUAAGGAUUAAUGUAGCGAUGAUAAAAGCAUUCAUGGGUGAAGUAUAAAUAAGAAACCACUGAUUUGGUGAACUGAUGGUGAAAGACUUGCUAAGAAAUGACUUAUAAAUGAUGUAGCUGAACGAGUCGGCAAGGGUUGUAUUGCUUACUCCUGUGGGUAAAUGGCAGGAAUGACCAGUCUGUAGCAUGGCAUCACUCAAUGUGUUACUGUGAGAAUGAGAUAUCAAAAGAAAUUGCUGGCCUAAAAAUGGGCAGGAGCAAUAAGGGCAGGGUGUAGAAGAGGUGGAGCCCUGUGAAGAAAAGUCUUGCCCUUGAGCCCUGCCACUGAUUGUGACAAAUAUCUCACUUCCCUUCUUUUCUCUUUUCUAAUCAUCUGAAUGUCAAGGUAUGGCAGACGAAUAAUAAAGGGAGAUUCCAAAGUGGAAGAGCAAGCGUGACAUCUCCAGGAUACACACUCUCUUACAGGAACGUAUGAGAAUUAAAGCCUGAUCUCAGGAAGACUUGCACGCUUCAAGGAGAGCAGUAGCUAUGUGGAAAGCUAAGCACCUGAAUGAGCCUUUACCUAGGUCCCUGUGAAUAAAGUCAAUGGGACUCUUUGCAUUCUUGAAGGCUAGAUCUUGCACAUGGAUCUGUGCAGACUGAUAUGCAAUCAGAUGGAACAGGAGCUGAGAGAGUUGAUUCCUAUGGGUUUGAAAGGCCAGAAGAUUUUGAUUAUGUGACGUACGAAGAAUUCUUUUCCAGGUAUCUUGUGAUACUCACUAGGAGAGCAAUAAAGUGGUCCAAGCUUCUAAAGGGGAAGAAUAGUAUACAGAAAAGUUUAAAAGUGAAGAGAUAUAUCAGGAAAGGUAUUCCCAAUGAACACCGCGCACUGAUCUGGAUGGUUGUAAGUGGAGCCCAGGCCAACAUGGAACAAAACCCUGGAUACUAUCAUAAACUACUUGAGGGAGAGAAAAAUUACAAGCUCUUGGAAGCGAUCAGAACAGACAUGAACAGAACAUUUCCAGAUAACAUACAAUUCCGCAAAACUGCUGAUCCCUGUUUACAGCAGACACUGUACAAUGUGUUAGUAGCAUAUGGGCACCAUAAUAAAGCAGUGGGAUACUGCCAGGGCAUGAAUUUCGUAGCUGGAUACUUGAUUCUUAUUACAAAGAAUGAAGAGGAGUCCUUCUGGUUGUUAGAUGCUCUCAUUGGAAGAAUAUUACCUGACUUUUAUAGUCCAGAGAUGAUGGGUCUGAAAAUGGAUCAAGAGGUCCUUGGAGAACUUGUAAAAAUGAAAGUUCCAGCAGUUGCAGAGUUAAUGGAUAGACAUGGUGUUAUGUGGACUCUAGUCAUGUCCCGUUGGUUUAUAUGCUUAUUUAUUGACAUUCUUCCAGUGGAGACUGUACUCCGAAUUUGGGACUGCUUAUUCUAUGAGGGAUCAAAAAUUCUCUUCCGUGUGGCCUUAACAUUGAUUAAGCAACACCAAGCUUCUAUUUUGGAAGCCACAAAUUUCCCUGACAUCUGUGAUAAAUUUAAGGAAAUCACCAAAGGCAUGUUUGUAACAGAGUGUCACACUUUCAUGGAGAAAAUAUUUACAGAACCUGGGAGUUUGUCCAUGGCAACAAUUAACAAACUUCGAGAGACUUGUAGAGCAAAGCUGCUUGCUCAGGGAUAACUUGCGAGUAUUUACGGGCUGAUUGGCUGCUACAGAAAUUGACACAUUCCUCCUCUGAAAUUGCACUGACUGAACACAAUUUCUAAUCUUUCCUUGAGUGUUAACUGACACUUGACCAAUUUUUCCUGCCUUUCAAGUAAGUGUUGUCAACACUCUUUGUACUAUAUGUCUGUAGUACAUUUGGUAACUGGAUUUAUUUUUUAAUGGUUUAAAAUAUGAUCAGACUGUUUCAAUGUGAGGAUACUCCUUUAAAUAGUCACUCCUUUGUUUUCCUUCAGGGCAUUUUGUAAUGUUUGAGCAAGUAGAUAUAUAGGGUUACAUCAUGGAUUGUGUGUAUUAAUCAUGACACCACAGUCAUUUGUACAAAAUAAAUACUAUUUAUUUGUCAAAGCC
Messenger RNA from Alligator mississippiensis (American alligator), 3233 nucleotides. RefSeq names its product growth hormone regulated TBC protein 1 (gene GRTP1). Lineage: Eukaryota; Metazoa; Chordata; Crocodylia; Alligatoridae. The transcript is spliced from 9 exons. Bases 1830 to 2840 code for a protein of 336 amino acids. The record is from RefSeq and is a predicted model, not a curated record.